Chaetura pelagica (chimney swift) is the source of this 2898-nucleotide messenger RNA. It is a transcript of the gene ERBB2, whose product is annotated as v-erb-b2 avian erythroblastic leukemia viral oncogene homolog 2. NCBI's taxonomy places the organism in Eukaryota, Metazoa, Chordata, Aves, Apodiformes, Apodidae. The record is from RefSeq and is a predicted model, not a curated record. Gene Ontology annotation, biological process: positive regulation of kinase activity; cell surface receptor protein tyrosine kinase signaling pathway; protein phosphorylation. Gene Ontology annotation, molecular function: transmembrane receptor protein tyrosine kinase activity; ATP binding. Gene Ontology annotation, cellular component: signaling receptor complex; basal plasma membrane.
ACGGGGACCGACAUGAAGCUGCUGCGUCCCUCCAGCCCCGAGAGCCACUACGAGACCCUGCGGCACCUCUACCAGGGCUGCCAGGUGGUCCAGGGCAACCUGGAGCUCACCUACCUGCCCCCCGGCGCCGACACCGCCUUCCUCAAGGACAUCAAGGAGGUGCAGGGCUACGUGCUGAUCGCGGAGAACCAAGUGAGCCAGUUGGAGCUGCAGAACCUGCGCAUCAUCCGGGGCACCCAGCUCUUCCAGGAGCGCUUCGCCCUGGCCGUGCUGGGCAACUCGGGCCCCGCCGGCUCCCCGGGGCUGCGCCAGCUGGGCAUGAGGCACCUCACAGAGAUCCUGAAGGGGGGGGUGCGCAUUGAGAGGAACCCCCAGCUCUGCUUCCAAGAGACCAUCCUCUGGUCCGACAUCUUCCACCGGCACAACGAGCUCCGCGGCGAGACCCAGGUGGAGAGCAACCGCACCCUGUGCUAUGGGCUGGGAGUGGAUUUCCUGAAGGGCGUCCGUGCUGUCAACGCUUCCAACAUCCAGCACUUCCGUGGCUGCACCAAGAUCUUUGGCAGCCUGGCCUUCCUGCCCGAGACCUUCACGGGGGACCCCAGCACCAACACACCACCCCUGGACCCCAAACUGCUGCAGAACUUCGAGAACCUGGAGGAGCUGACGGUCCAGACCCACAACAAGCCCCCCGAGCAGUGCGAGAGCGAGGGGCUGGUCUGCUUCCACCUCUGUGCCCACGGGCACUGCUGGGGCCCCGGCCCGACCCAGUGCGUGGCCUGUGAGCGGUUCCUGCGUGGCCAGGAGUGCGUCGCUUCCUGCAACCUCCUGGAUGGAGCCAUCCGGGAACACGCCAACGGGACGCGGUGCCUGCCCUGCCACCCUGAGUGCCAGCCCCAGAACGGCACCGAGACCUGCUUCGGAUCGGAUGCAGACCAGUGCGUGGCCUGUGCCCACUACAAGGACGCGCAGCAGUGCGUGCGGCGCUGCCCCAGCGGGGUGAAGGCUGACGCCUCCUUCGUGCCCGUCUGGAAGUACCCAGACGAGGAUGGCAUCUGCCAGCUCUGCCCCACCAAUUGCACCCACUCGUGCACGAUCCGGGACGAGGAUGGAUGUCCUGUGGACCAGAAGCCAAGCCAGGUGACAUCCAUCAUUGCUGGGGUAGUGGGGGCUCUGCUGGUCGUUCUCCUCCUGCUCAUCACCGUGUUCUGCGUCAAGCGCCGGCGGCAGCAGGAGCGGAAACACACCAUGAGGCGCCUGCUGCAGGAGACCGAGCUGGUGGAGCCGCUGACACCCAGCGGGGCCCUCCCCAACCAAGCCCAGAUGCGGAUCCUCAAGGAGACCGAGCUCAAGAAGGUCAAAGUUUUGGGCUCCGGUGCUUUCGGCACCGUCUACAAGGGCAUCUGGAUCCCUGAUGGGGAGAGCGUGAAGAUCCCAGUGGCCAUCAAGGUCUUGCGGGAGAACACGUCACCCAAAGCCAACAAGGAGAUCCUGGAUGAGGCCUACGUGAUGGCAGGGGUGGGCAGCCCCUACGUGUCCCGGCUGCUGGGUAUCUGCCUGACCUCCACGGUGCAGCUGGUGACGCAGCUGAUGCCCUAUGGCUGCCUCCUGGACUACGUGCGGGAGAACAAGGACCGCAUCGGCUCCCAGGACCUGCUCAACUGGUGUGUGCAGAUUGCCAAGGGGAUGAGUUACCUGGAGGAGGUGCGGCUGGGGCACAGGGACCUGGCCGCUCGCAACGUCCUCGUCAAGAGCCCCAACCACGUCAAGAUCACGGACUUCGGGCUGGCCCGGCUGCUCGACAUCGACGAGACCGAGUACCACGCUGACGGGGGCAAGGGGGGGCCUGGGGGCGUCCCCAUCAAGUGGAUGGCACUGGAGUCCAUCCUCCGCCGGCGCUUCACCCACCAGAGCGAUGUCUGGAGCUACGGGGUCACCGUGUGGGAGCUGAUGACCUUUGGAGCAAAGCCCUAUGAUGGGAUCCCUGCCAGGGAGAUCCCUGACCUGCUGGAGAAGGGAGAGAGGCUGCCACAGCCACCCAUCUGCACCAUCGACGUCUACAUGAUCAUGGUGAAAUGCUGGAUGAUUGACUCUGAGUGCCGGCCCAAGUUUCGGGAGCUGGUCACCGAGUUCUCCCGCAUGGCCCGGGACCCCCAGCGCUUCGUGGUCAUCCAGAACGACAUGGUAGGGCUGCCCGGCUCCAUGGACAGCACCUUCUACCGGGCCCUGCUGGAGGAGGAGGACAUGGACGACCUGGUGGAUGCCGAGGAGUACCUGGUCCCUCACCAGGGCUUCUUCAGCGCUGAGACCUCCACCACCUACCGCAGCCGCAUCUCCUCCACACGGAGCACAGCAGAGACCCCAGUGGAUGCAGAGGAGGGUGAGGGCUUGGCUGCCUUCUCCUUCCCCCCCCAGGGCCUGCCCGAGGGGCCAGAGGGGCCCGUGCCAGAGGUGCCAGAGGGGGAUGGGGGGGCCAAGGGGCCCCGGCAGAGCCCGUCGGCGCGGGAGCCCGGGGCCCUGCCACGCUACAGCGAGGAUCCCACCGGCACAGCGGCUGAGGACAGCGAGGAGCCCGAGUGCUUCACCACCCCAGCCCCCCACAUCACCAUGCCAGAGUAUGUGAACCAGGCCGGGGAGCAGCGCUCGCCGCCCCGGUGCCCCCGCACACCCCCCUCCCCACCAGACAAGCACAAGGGGCACCAGGGUAAGAACGGGCUCAUCAAGGAGGCCGCCCCCGGCGCACCCACCCCCAGCCCCUUCAGCCAAGCCUUCGACAACCCCUACUACUGGAACCAGGACCCUCCGAAGGGGGGUGGCCCCGAGGGAGGCCCUGGCACGACACCCACAGCAGAGAAUCCCGAGUACCUGGGCCUGGCCGGCCCCGACGACACGGCCGCGUAG